Molecule: messenger RNA, 5476 nt
Organism: Leptopilina heterotoma
Lineage: Eukaryota; Metazoa; Arthropoda; Insecta; Hymenoptera; Figitidae
Gene: Ltn1
Product: E3 ubiquitin-protein ligase listerin
Exons: 2
Coding region: 129-5342 (1737 amino acids)
Biological process (GO): ribosome-associated ubiquitin-dependent protein catabolic process; rescue of stalled cytosolic ribosome
Cellular component (GO): cytosol; RQC complex
Molecular function (GO): ribosomal large subunit binding; ubiquitin protein ligase activity
Source: RefSeq, a predicted model, not a curated record
AUUGUGGACUCAACCGAAAGAAAGAAGUUGAUGAUCAUCAGCUGUUAACUGAAUUAAAUGCAUAUGGAAAAUGUUUUAAAGAUUUCAUUUUUUUCUAAUCGUGUUGCAAAAUUUAGUUAAAGAUUAUAAUGGGAAAGAGUAAACAGGCUCAGAGAACAAAGAACAAUGCCAGACCAUCCAAUAGCAGUCGUAGUGCUGAAUUUUUAGGAUCAACUGCGCAAAAUUUAGUUGGAUUUUCCUUAGUAAAAGAUACUGGUUUUUCUUCCUGCAGCAUUAUAAAAGAUGGAGGAGGAUGUCAUUCACUAUUUCCUACUGUCAGUAUUAGCACAAUCAGGGAUGUAGAUAUAAAAAGCAUUGAUCCGAAGUACUAUCUAGUGCUGAAAAAAAUGAAUAAAAAGGAUUCUACGACGAAAUGUAAAGCCUUACAGGAAUUUAUGGAGCUCUGUCGGGAAUCAGAACAAUCUUCAUUUGAGAGUUUUCUGCCCUUUUGGUCUCGACUUUAUGGACAAUUGGCUAACGAUAUAGAACACAAAGUGAGAGAAAUGACUCAAUUAUCUCACGCAAUAGUAGUGAAACGAGCUGGUAAACAUAUAGCAGUUCAUUUGAAGCAACUCGCAGGACCAUGGUUCACAUCUCAAUAUGACACUUAUGCUCCAGCAGCAUCAGCAGCUCUCAAUUCAUUCAAUGAAACUUUCCCGCCUAACAAAAUUAUCAGUGCAAUCAUUCACUGUCAGGAGGAGAUUUUGAAAUACAUUUUUGAGGCGAUAUCGAAUCAGCCACAAUUGCAAACCAACAAAUUGUCAUUAACUGCCGAAGAACUCGAGGCAAAACAUCAGAGAUUGAUAAUUUCGUGUUUACAGGCUUAUAGUUUUUAUCUAAAAGUCGUUCCUUCUUCUGAAAUUGAGAAAACCAUUGAGAUUCAUCACAUGAUUUUUGGGAAAAACAAUAAAAUCUGGAAACUGGGAAGUCACGAGAAUAUUACCAUUAAAACAUCCUUCUUCAAUGUGCUUUCGUCUGUGAUUCAAAAUGCAAUGGUGUUGAUUGAAAACGAAAAGAAACGAGUGAUGACGUUGAUUAUAAAUAAUCUCGACGUAAACGAUCCGGGACUUCUGUCAGCAAUUUGGGAGGCGAUGCUGAUUGCAGUAACUAAAUUAGAAAAUUGGUAUCAAGUAGUGAGUAUUGACAAGUUUCUUCUUCCGAAACUAUGGCGCACUUUGAAAAAUGGAAGUCAAUGCUGUCCGACUAUAAUGUAUCCUCAUUUAUUGCCAUUUCUUGGCCAAUUCCCGAAAUUUAAUCUCGAUUCAAAGGAACUGUUUCUCAAUUUUUUCACAAAUUUGCGAGAGGGUUUUACUAUGAAGAUGGGGAAGUUGACUUACUCCGAAACUCAUGCAAUCUUAACUUCAUUCGCGGAGUGUUUACGAUACGCUAUACUUAUCAAUUCAAAUGAUCAAGAACUUUGUCUGCGUCUUUUGCGAGAACAUUUUAUGCCAGUGAUAGAACUUUCCCUAGUUGAAAAUAUUCUUUACAGAAAGAUUUUAUUCUUCGAAAUCGCACAAUUAAUUCGAUACUGGACAAAAUUGUCUGUUGAAUGCGUCACUUAUUCUCAUUUAGUCGAUCAAUUCUGGUUGGAGCUGAAAAUAAUAUUUGAAAAACUUGAAACUCUGGGGGACGAGAAUUUUGAAGAAGGAAAGUCUUCCUCCCUUUUUGAUGUACAGAUCGAUUUUCUUCUUGCUGUAAAAAAUUGUACAAAUCCGAAACCUGUUAGAAAAGUAAAAUUCUCUGAUGAUGCAUCUAGCGAAAAUGAGACGACAACGAAAACUCCGACUCAAGAAGACGAUAAACUAUUUUUAAUUAGAUUCGAAAAUUUCAUUCACUCCCUUUCAAUAAUUUAUUUCCAGAGAAUAAAAUCCGAGUCACCGAAAAAUAUUCAUCGAUUUGUUAAAUUUGUUUUGAAUUUCGAGAGUGAAGAGCUUUUUAUUGUACUUUCAAAAACACUUAAAGAUGACGGUGACUUGAUGUCGUUUUAUCAAGUUAUAAAAACUUGGUUCAAUGGAGAUACGGAAGAGAUUCAAUCUUCAGUUCAAUUAGUUUUUAUCCUUCUGAAAUAUAUGGAAGAGUCGAAUCAAAAGCAAGUCUUAAACUCUUUACUCGAAUUAAAUAACAGCCAAGUUUUGAAAAAUGCAGUUUUAAGUGCUUUAUCAAAGCAAAAUAGAAACAAUAGGGCAAUUAAAUAUUGGUGCGCUAAUUUUGACAUUGGAUUAAUUAUCAAAGAUGUCGCCGAAUCGAUUUUAAAUUUUAAGUCCAAUGAAAUUGAAGCAAACAAGAAAAUGAUUCUUUUAGCUUUCGAAACAACUGAUGAUGGUAUUCCCUUAAUUUCUAGUGAAUCUAUCCACACUCUCGUAUUAACUUUAGUUUCUUCUAUUAACGAAUCCGAGACAAAUUCAAAAUCUCUAAGCGAAUUCAUUUCUCAAAUUCUUCAUCUUACAUGUGCCUAUAAAAAUCUUUCAGACCCAUCGCUUAUUGCCGCUGUUUCUUUGCUUCUCGAGAGCCUUUUUGAACUGAUCAUGAAAAGUAACAUGAAAACAGAAGAAUCAAUUUCAAUAAUUUGUAAACAAAAAAUUUCUCAAGUAUGUAGCAUUAUUCCUUAUGAAAACUUUUUAAGCCUCGUCAAAAAUUUGUCAAAUAUUCUAUGGAAGAAGAUAUUUGUUGAUUUCGAAGCUAUGAAUUCGAUAAAUAAUUCCGUAAUUGAAAUUGCGUCUUAUUUCAUAGAGUCAGUGAUAGAAAGUAGCGGAUAUUGUGAAACGGAAAGAAAUAAAGAAAUUAUCAAACUCUUCGUAACGACAGUGAAUUUAAAAAAUUGGAUGACUCAUUUUUCUGGACUUGUUCUUUACGCAGAAACUGUCACUGGAAAUCUUUAUACACCGUUUGAAAAAGUUUUUGAUAAAAAUACGAAAAACGAAGAAAUUCGAAUGUGGAAUGAGUUUAUUACCAUCGAAGUAAAAUCGAAUUUUAGUGAUUAUUCCGAGAAUUCUUUACAAUGGGCCCUAUUCACAAUGAAGGUAUUCAAUAAAUUACUUUUCCGAAUACACAAAGAAUAUCAAGAGUCAGAUUUAAAAUCCAUUGAAGACAUUGUUCUGGCAAAUCUUUUGGAAAUGUUCUUCAAUGUUUUCUACGUUUUCACCCUUGGCAAAAUCUAUCAGAAACAUUAUCAAUCAUCAAAGUACUACACCAGAGUGAAUUAUCUUCUAAAAGAGAUUUCGAGAGAAUUUAUCCCCUUCAAAGAUUACCUCACACACAACAUUUUAGGCAAAAUAGGAGAAUUUUUUGAAAAUAAUGUCUAUGAUAAAAUUCUUCCUCAUCUAUUACAUGUAUAUCACACAGAAUUCGAAGUUGACGUAACCCCUUCAAUGUACUUUAAAAAUUAUGAGAAUAUUCUUUCUUCGAAUGAUCAAUCCGAAGAUAAGCGAGUCUCUUUCAUUCGUGGAAUUCAAGUAUUACCCGAAUAUUUCGAAGAAGAAAAACUCUUAGGUUCGAUGAAUUUCGAAAAUUGCUCUUUAGUAGAAGUUCUAAUCAUUGCAAGAAGUAAAAUGACGAAUGCAGCAAAACUGAUUGAGAUAUUGGAUCAGGUGAUGAAGGAACGAAAUCCUUGUUUGUUCCUGUACAACAAAGUGAUUAUGGAGGCAUCUUCUGAUUUAUCACUGACUCUCGAAAUUGUAAAUAGCUUCACGAAAUUAGUGACAAUAGAUCCUGCAAAACUAACAACUGCUCAUUGGGACCUGAUAAUGACUUCUAUGGUGGAACUCGAGGUUUCCAUUCUUCAGACGUUAAACUGGUGUGAGGAAUUGAAACGUUAUCCUCUUCAUGUAUCAGCUCUCGUCAUUGCCAUCAGCAGACUUUAUUCUGCAGUUCAAAUUACGAUGAACAAUCACGAGACUAAUCCAGUUGAAGAAUUGCCGCCCGAGUUGAUAGACGAGUGGAAGAACGUUUUUCUCAUUCACGCUCAAGCUGGAAUUGCUCGAAUUUGGAUAAGUUUCAGCAAAACCAAGGAAGAUUUAACAGAACAAAAAAAAUCGUCAAAGGACACAGAAGGUACUUCAAAUCCAGUUCUUCUGAAUUCUUUAGGAAAUGCAGUGAAACUUCUGGACGGGACAAUAUUCUGCAAUCGAGAGAAAGAAGAAAUCGAAUCAAGAUUAAACACAUUGAGAGUUGACGAAGUGAUCUCAUCAUCCUUGAGUCUGUUAACGUCUUCAAAUCCAAAUCUACAGCUCGGCGCAUAUUAUAUGCUGAGACACAUAGUGCCGAUUUUGAUUGAGAGCGACAAGAUUUUAAUUCUCGACGAUAAUUUUGAUCCGAAAUCUCUAAAUUUAGUGAAAUUCGAACAUUUCCUGUCUGACGUUCAAAAUAUUGUCAAAACCAUGCUAAUGGACUAUAAACUUUGCGAUAUUAUAAGUUGCACGAUUCAACCUUACACUGACUCCUAUACCUACACAUUGGGAUACCUUUUAACGUGGAACAUUAUUUUGGAACUCUGCACUUCAGCCCACGGUGAUUUGCGCUACCAAUAUGCGGAAAUUCUCAAGAAGAAUUAUUUCUUUUCCCUAAUGGAGAGUAUUUUUAAAUUGAUGCCUGUUGAGAUUCUGCAGGACUCGAAGGUGAAAUCGCCCAAGCUUUUUGAAAUUUUCACCACGAAGCCGUCUUUGGAAUUUUCGGAAAGCUGGACAGAAUGGAGAUUGGAUCACAUUGCAUGCUGGUUGUAUACAAAUUGUCUGAGGUGUCUUCCGGUUUUGGUGAGACAAUGGUGGAAUGCGACUGACAGUCGGGUGAGGGCUGCGAUUGAUAAAAUAACCACAAUGUACGUAAGUUCGAUGCUGUGCCAAGAAGAAUUACAAAGUAGUAAAUUCGUCAAUAUUGAGAAUAUGCAGGUGAAAGUUCUACCAACCGCUAGGGAAGUAAUUGCUCUUUAUCAAAUGGAUGAAACGAAAUUAGAAUUAAGCAUUGUCUUGCCCACUAAUCAUCCACUCAGUUCAGUGACAAUCACUCCUUGUCAAUAUGUUGGAGGAACGGUAAAUUGGAGAAAUUGUCAUAUGCAAUUAUCGAUUCUUCUUACACAUCAGAAUGGCAGUCUUUGGGAUGGACUAAUGUUGUGGAAAACGAAUCUUGACAAAAGAUUUGCGGGAAUUGAAGAAUGUUGUAUUUGUUUUAGUGUUUUUCACAUUAGCACGUAUCAAAUUCCAAAGUCAUCUUGUCACACAUGUAGAAAGAAAUUCCACACAAAUUGUUUGUACAAAUGGUUCAAUACGAGUCAAAAGUCAUCGUGUCCUAUUUGCCGAAAUGUAUUUUAAUUUUUCCAAAUUGUAAAAUAGUUUUCUAUAGAUUAAUAAUAUUUGAUAAAAGUUUUAAAACUUCCUUUUCUUGAACAUUUCGCGAUACUGAACUUUUGUAUUACUAGUUAUGAAAAUAAAUUAUUCAAUUAAAA